UCGGGUUGUGCAACCCUAUAGUAGCCACAGACAAGAAGAACAAACAAUAGCAGAUUUUAUCAUAAGAAUGAUAAACCAGAAGGAGGUGUCCAAUGCAAAUUUACUGCCAUCUUACUCUUUAUCUCCACAGGAAAGCUCACCAGUGAAACCAGGUGACUGGGUGUUCAUCAAGGUCCUAAAAAGGAAGAACUGGACCAGCCCACGGUGGGGGGGACCAUACCAAGUCCUCCUAACAACACCCACGGCAGUAAAAAUAGCUGAACGCCCCAGCUGGAUACAUCUCAGUCACUUGGCGGUUCGUCUCAAUCGUCAGCGAAGAAACCAGCCGAACCCAACAUCCAUUAGAACCUGGAUCUUUGAAGUGACUCUGCAACCUAACAGCAUGGAAGGCCCACUGCUGGGAGACCGCAGCAGGUGGGCGCAGAGCUGCGCUGUGACUGUAGCAUGUCUUCUUGUCGCACUGACUUUCCUAGCAAUGGAACAGUACGAUCUAACUACUCAGUUGUAUGCAGAAUACCAACAGGGUCAGAGGAAGCUGCAGAUUAUUCCUGAUCAGAACUGUCCCUACACCCCACCACGCACGACGGAAACGUGCUGCACCAGAGUUCAGCAUGAACGCCCUACAAAUGACUACCAGUACUGGAGUCCCAUGGGAGUUCCGCAUCUGGGGUGGAGGACCAAAAUUCGGACAAUCACUCCUUCCAUGGAUCGGAGUGGCAGAAGUAAGGGACCACAUCGAGAUCAAUAGGAGGUGUGUGCAAAAUGGUUGGAGACACCUGCUGCACUUUCAUGCCGGACAGCACCAGUGAUGGACAGGACAUUUCUACCGCACUGCACGACUUAGCAGAGCUGCAAGCCUACGUUAAGUCUGCGACUCCUGGCGCCAGUCCCACCUGUGACAUCUGGUCCUGGCUGACCACAGGCCCAUGGUGGCACCUCCUGCUGAAGUUAUUGACCCCUAUACUCAUCGUUUUGUGCCUAUUUUGUCUUUUUACAACAUGCGCUCUGCCUUAUGUCAUGUCCAUGAUCGCAAAGGCCACUAUGCAGACUUUCAUUCGUUACCAGCUUGUCCAACAAGCUGAAGAGGACCCCUCCCCAUGUGAAUACUCCUACGUCAGAGGCAAGUGGUGAAAUGAUGAUGUUUGAUACCCUGUUCUAAAAAUGAAAAAAAAAAUAAAAUAAAUAAAAACAAAAAAUAAUAAUACAAUUUUUCACGUUUGUACCUUCCCCUUAUAGUGUUUACUUAUGACCUGUUUGAAAUGAUAAAAAGGGAGGGAUGUUAGAGUUGUAUAAUUAUCAUUUGCUUGCACACUAUAAUCUCCAUAAUAUGAUUGUCUCAUUUCUAUCUGUCAGUAAGAAAACAAUGACCUGAAAAGUUCUGAUUAUACGAGAAUAUGAUGUUCUUGUUGUUUCUGAUUAAAUGACCCACAUUCAUGUCUGCAACCUUCAGUUUUCAAUAAAAGAAGACUCCAUGCACUAGG
This is a messenger RNA of Oryzias latipes (Japanese medaka), 1481 nucleotides long. Lineage: Eukaryota; Metazoa; Chordata; Actinopteri; Beloniformes; Adrianichthyidae. The record is from RefSeq and is a predicted model, not a curated record.